Aspergillus sclerotioniger CBS 115572 is the source of this 396-nucleotide messenger RNA. RefSeq lists its product as uncharacterized. Bases 22 to 228 code for a protein of 68 amino acids. Lineage: Eukaryota; Fungi; Ascomycota; Eurotiomycetes; Eurotiales; Aspergillaceae. The record is from RefSeq and is a predicted model, not a curated record. The transcript has a single exon.
UUCACACACGAACAAUUCACCAUGCAUCGCACUUACUCUAUGCGCCAGUCGCGUCUUCCAACCGCCUCGCAAAUCGAAAACCCUCCCCCGCCGUUGUCCUCGACAAAGACAAAUAGACUCUUCGGAAAGGGCGGUUUCGGUGAGUGCUCUCCCACGGUGGCCGAGCCAUUGGUAUUGUCACUUGUGUCGAAUACUUUGGACGAUGCCAUCUACUCAAGGACAGGCUGACUUUCUAUGACUGCUUUACUAACACUGCUAGCUUCAGGCCAUGCCUUGCGCAAAAACACGGCCGGUGCCUUCGGGCCCGACCUUGCCAGGAAACUCUCUCAGUUGGUGAAGAUGGAAAAGAACGUCAUGCGCAGUAUGGAGAUGGUGUCGAGGGAGCGUAUGGAAACU